Messenger RNA from Trichomonas vaginalis G3, 1119 nucleotides. Its product is annotated as BspA type Leucine rich repeat region (6 copies) family. The record is from RefSeq and is a predicted model, not a curated record. The transcript has a single exon. NCBI's taxonomy places the organism in Eukaryota, Parabasalia, Trichomonadida, Trichomonadidae. The coding region runs from base 1 to 1119 and encodes 372 amino acids.
AUGAAUGGAGAAUUAUCAGGUAUUGAUUCUGCAGCAUUUGAAAACACAAAUCUUAAAAGUAUAACUAUCCCCGAUUCAAUAAAAUAUUUUAGUGGGAUCAGUGAAAAUGAAGUUAAUGGUGCUAUGUUUUUCAAUUGCAAGCUCCUCAAAGAAAUUAUCAUAUCAGAAAAUAGUUCAUUGACAAGGAUUGGCUACGCAUUUGCUCAACACGCACCUGUAAAAAAAUUUUUCAUUCCAAAAAAUUGCAUGAUUUCUCCAGGAUCUUUUAGUCUCAUGGAUAAUCUCAGCGUAACUAUAGAUCCCAGGAAUCCUUACAUGAAGAUGUAUGAUACGUGUAUUUAUAGUUUUAACUUUGAUUCAUUAUAUUGGUUACCAGUUUAUUAUCCGAAUCAAUUUUCUUUUCAUUCAUACUGCGAUACCAUUGAAACUCAAGCUUUCAGAGGAUAUAAAACUAAUAAUGAUUUGGUGAUUCCAAAAGGAAUAUCAACCAUUAAAGUAGGUGCUUUCUUUGAAUGCAAUUGUCGAUCAAUCAUAUUCCAAAAUGAAACGACUGAAACCCCAAAUUAUUAUUUAUUUUUAGGUAGUCAUGCAGUAAUUAAAAUGCCAGAAAAACUCAGAGUUGUAAGAUCCAUGUUUUUCCAACGUUUUGAUGGAAGUUACAUCGAAUUUCUUUCCGAUUUGCAAAUGAUUGAAAGCGAAAGUUUUAUUAAUUGCACAUAUUUGGAAAUGAUCAAAUUCAACAAAUUAAAAAAUAAUAUGAUUAUUGACUCAAAUUCAUUCUAUAACUGUGAGAGUCUGAAGCUCCUACCAUUUCCAUUCGAUAGCAGUGAUAUCAUCACAUUCAACUCAACAUGUCUCAAUCGUUGCAAAUCAUUUAAAGGUAUUAAGUUUUAUAUCAUAGUUCCUAGAAAAAUAAUGAACUUUAAUGUUGAUAAGAAAUUGAUUGAGAUUGAUGUGAAAACUUCAAAUUCAAAUGGAAUUAUUAUUGAUUGUGGAAAAUUCCAUGUCAAGGAUCCUUUUGACGAUAAAUGCCAUAUUCCAAUCUAUUCAUGCAAUCGAUUCCAUUCAACACUUGGAUUCUAUUAUUUCUAUGUUUUUAUUGCAAUUGCUAUUGAAUAA